Molecule: messenger RNA, 339 nt
Organism: Xyrichtys novacula (pearly razorfish)
Lineage: Eukaryota; Metazoa; Chordata; Actinopteri; Labriformes; Labridae
Source: the annotation of a GenBank genome assembly
AUGUACUUUGAUGGCGAAAGUGACCUGCGCCCAGACUUUCGCCUCACGAGGGUGUCCUUCAGGGGUCUGAUGGCCGUCCUUGGGACCCAAAUGGACCAUGGCUGGGGGCCCACCAUCGAGGCCCUGGUCUUCUUAUUCUGGUUAGCCAGCGGGACCUCUUACCACGUCGUUACCAGAGCCUUUGCCACUGAGCACCGCAUGGUGCACAAAACCUGCCGGGAGGUCGUGGCUCUCCUCCCGCUGGUUGUCCUUCUUCCCUCGGCGGAGGACCUUCCUCAUCUGGGUGCUGGUUUUGCCAUCUGGGUCAGCAGCCUUCAACAAGGUUGUUGGCAGCACUGA